This is a messenger RNA of Loa loa (African eye worm), 989 nucleotides long. Its product is annotated as uridine kinase. NCBI's taxonomy places the organism in Eukaryota, Metazoa, Nematoda, Chromadorea, Rhabditida, Onchocercidae. Gene Ontology annotation, cellular component: cytoplasm. Bases 50 to 802 code for a protein of 250 amino acids. The record is from RefSeq and is a predicted model, not a curated record. The transcript has 5 exons. Gene Ontology annotation, molecular function: ATP binding; kinase activity.
UUCAGGUGCAAAGUAAUGCAAAUAGCUAUCAGAAAGCGUAGAACUGAAGAUGAGUACAGGACAUGGUUUUGAUCAUCUCACUACUAUAGCAAAAGUCCCAUUUAUUAUCGGUGUUGCUGGCGGGACAGCUUCAGGAAAGUCAUCAGUAUGUUCUCGAAUAAUGGAGAAGCUCGGGAAAGCUAAUGAACGACGAGUGGUGACCAUAUCACAAGAUUCAUUCUACCGCAACUUAACAGAUGAAGAGACCAGAAAAGCUAACCGUGGAGAAUUCAAUUUCGAUCAUCCAGAUGCUAUUGAAUAUACGCUGAUGAUAUCGAUUCUUCACAAAAUGAAGAAAGGUGAAAGUGUUGUCGUUCCAAAAUAUGACUUUUGUACCAAUUCAAGGUCGAAGGAUUCUGAUGUGAUUGAAUCAGCGGAUGUUAUAAUUGUUGAAGGAAUAUUGAUUCUGUAUGAUCAAGAAUUACGAAAUCUUUUUGAUAUGAAACUGUUUGUUGAUGCUGACUCGGAUGACCGUCUAGCUCGACGUAUUCAGAGGGAUAUUCAGGAAAGGGGUCGCUCAGUGUCCCAAGUCCUCCAUCAGUACCUGAAUCUUGUGAAGCCAGCGUUUGAAGAAUUUUGCUUACCGACGAAAAAGUAUGCCGACGUUAUUAUACCACGUGGUGCUGAUAACAACGUUGCCAUCGAUUUAAUUUUACAUCACAUUCAUGAAAUUUUACGUUCACCGUCCUCCUUAGAUGAGUCAUCGUCGUAUGAAACCUGCUGCAUCGUUCAUCGCGUUGCGUCUUUUAGCCGGUUACAUUAAUUCAACAGUUUUAGGUAGCCUUGUUCAAGAAAUUAGAAGCAGUCAUCGUUGUUAUUGUCUUACAAUGUUGUUUUUUCCUCACACUAUACUGUUCCAGAUUUGUUUUUACGUGGACAUUAAAAUACUUGUUUCUGUUAUGAACAUCUUUCUACAUUUGUCAUGGUUUUCCCUAACUAGUGAAUCAGCA